Notolabrus celidotus (New Zealand spotty) is the source of this 1323-nucleotide messenger RNA. Its product is annotated as cell wall protein DAN4-like. The record is from RefSeq and is a predicted model, not a curated record. The transcript has 3 exons. Lineage: Eukaryota; Metazoa; Chordata; Actinopteri; Labriformes; Labridae. The annotation marks the transcript as partial.
ACAACUGAGCCAACAACUACAGCUGCAACUACAACUACAACUGAGCCAACAACUACAGCUGCAACAACUACAGCUGCGACAACAACUACAGCUGCGACAACAACUACAGCUGCAACAACAACUACGGCUGCAACAACAACUACAGCUGAGCCAACAACUACAGCUGAGCCAACAACUAUGGCUGCAACAACAACUACAGCUGCAACAACUACAGCUGCAACGACAACUACAGCUGAGCCAACAACUACAUCUGCAACAACAACUACAGCUAAGCCAACAACUACACCAACAACUACAGCUGCAACUACAACUACAACUGAGCCAACAACUACAGCUGCAACAACUACAGCUGCGACAACAACUACAGCUGCGACAACAACUACAGCUGCGACAACAACUACGGCUGCAACAACAACUACAGCUGAGCCAACAACUACAGCUGAGCCAACAACUAUGGCUGCAACAACAACUACAGCUGCAACAACUACAGCUGCAACGACAACUACAGCUGAGCCAACAACUACAUCUGCAACAACAACUACAGCUAAGCCAACAACUACAACUGAGCCAACAACUACGGCUGCAACAAAAACUACAGCUGAGCAAACAACUACAACUGAGCCAACAACUACAGCUGCAACAACAACUACAGCUGAGCCAACAACUACAUCUGAGCCCACAACGACGGCUGCAACAACAACUACCGCUGCAACUACAACUACAGCUGCAACUACAACUACAGCUCCAACUACAACUACAUCUGAGCCCCCAACUAUGGCUACGGCUGCAACAACAACUACAGCUGAAACUACAACUACAGCUGCAACAACAACUACAUCUGAGCCCACAACUAUGGCUGCAACAACAACUACAGCUGCAACUACAUCUACGGCUGCAACAACAACUACAGCUGCGCCAACAACUACAGCUGAGCCAACAACUACAGUUGAGCCAACAACUACGGCUGCAACUACAACUACAACUGCAACUACAACUACAACUGGAACAACAACUACAUUUGAGCCCACAACUACGGCUUCAAAAACAACUACAGCUGCAAAAACUACAGCUGAGCCAACAACUACAGCUGACCCAACAACUACAACUGAGCCAACAACUACAGCUGCAACUACAACUACAACUGAGCCAACAACUACAGCUGCAACAACUACAGCUGCGACAACAACUACAGCUGCGACAACAACUACGGCUGCAACAACAACUACAGCUGAGCCAACAACUACAGCUGCAACAACAACUACAUCUGAGCCCACAACUACGGCUGCAGCAACAACUACAGCUGCAACAACUACGGCUGCAACA